This is a messenger RNA of Caenorhabditis angaria, 290 nucleotides long. The record is from the annotation of a GenBank genome assembly. NCBI's taxonomy places the organism in Eukaryota, Metazoa, Nematoda, Chromadorea, Rhabditida, Rhabditidae.
AUGUCGAACGUCGAUGAAUUGACAAAAAUGGCUAGCGAUGGUCAAUUACCAGAAAAAGUAAGUUAUAAACAAGCAGUGUGGUAUGAGUUAUUUUUUCUGUAUAGCACACAAGACUUCAAAGAACAAGUUAUUCGAAUUGCACAGAAAAAAAACAACCAUGUCACUCGUGUUGUAUUGAUCGCAGCUCGAAAAGCUGUAAAAAGGAAUCCGGCAGAAUGUCUUUCAAUAUUCACUCAAAUGGCAGGAAAGCUGAAAAACCGACGAGAAAGCGAUCGUUCCGUGUGUUUUGA